AUGACAAACAUCCGAAAAACACACCCCCUACUCAAAAUCAUCAACAACUCCUUUAUUGAUCUCCCCACCCCCUCUAACAUCUCAGCAUGAUGAAACUUCGGAUCACUACUAGGAAUCUGCUUAGUCCUACAAAUUCUCACAGGACUAUUUCUAGCCAUACACUACACAGCAGACACAGCAACCGCAUUCUCAUCAGUAACUCACAUCUGCCGAGAUGUAAACUACGGAUGAAUUAUCCGAUACAUACACGCUAACGGAGCUUCCCUGUUCUUCAUCUGCCUAUUCGCACACAUCGGACGAGGCAUCUACUACGGAUCCUUUGCCUACAAAGAGACAUGAAACAUCGGUAUCCUGCUCCUAUUUGCAGUAAUAGCAACAGCCUUUAUGGGAUACGUCCUACCAUGAGGACAAAUGUCCUUCUGAGGUGCUACGGUAAUUACAAACCUUUUAUCCGCAAUACCCUACAUCGGGUCUAGCCUAGUAGAGUGAGUCUGAGGGGGAUUCUCGGUAGACAAAGCAACUCUCACUCGAUUCUUCGCUCUUCACUUCAUCCUUCCCUUCGUAAUUCUUGCCCUAGUACUAGUACACUUACUAUUCUUACACGAAACCGGAUCCAACAACCCAAUAGGAAUCGUAUCCAACCCCGACGUAAUCCCCUUCCACCCAUACUACACAGCCAAGGACACCCUUGGCCUAUUCAUCAUGCUCACAGCACUAAUAUCCUUAGCCCUAUUCUUCCCCGACSUACUAGGAGACCCAGACAAUUAUACAUCCGCAAACCCCCUAAACACACCACCCCACAUCAAACCAGAAUGGUACUUCCUAUUCGCAUACGCAAUCCUACGCUCAAUUCCCAACAAAUUGGGAGGAGUACUAGCACUAAUCCUAUCCAUCCUCGUACUAGCACUAAUCCCACUACUACACACAUCAAAACAACGAACUAUAAUGUUCCGACCCCUGAGCCAAACCAUCUUCUGACUCCUGGUGGCCGACCUACUAGUUCUCACAUGAAUCGGAGGACAACCCGUGGAACACCCCUUCAUCCUAAUCGGACAAGUAGCCUCUAUCCUUUAUUUCACACUAAUCCUAGCAGCAAUGCCAAUCGCAGGUAUCAUCGAAAACAAUCUCAUAAAAU
Messenger RNA from Manis javanica (Malayan pangolin), 1135 nucleotides. Lineage: Eukaryota; Metazoa; Chordata; Mammalia; Pholidota; Manidae. The record is from the annotation of a RefSeq genome assembly.